This is a messenger RNA of Solea solea (common sole), 8572 nucleotides long. RefSeq names its product rho guanine nucleotide exchange factor 9. The transcript is spliced from 15 exons. Bases 357 to 4175 code for a protein of 1272 amino acids. Lineage: Eukaryota; Metazoa; Chordata; Actinopteri; Pleuronectiformes; Soleidae. The record is from RefSeq and is a predicted model, not a curated record. Gene Ontology annotation, molecular function: guanyl-nucleotide exchange factor activity; protein binding.
UCACAAAUCAGAGUGUCGGCGUCUGCAGCAGCUUUACAGGGCAAUAGUUCACUGUGACUCGGGGAGUUUCUCUCAGUGUGAUCGUGGCUCACCGAGUUAACGAGUUGAAAAGCACACACAUGUGAUCCAGCGAGGAGUCACCGUGUCCACGGCCGCCGCUCAGCUCCACACUGACGCAGGGAUGUGAGUGGAAACCCGCUGAAGGACACUGGACAAGUCUGUGUGUCCACUGUGAGGACGACUGCGGUCCCGCUGAACCGGGAGAACUUUUCCCUGAGGUGUUCAAGAGCAAGUGAGAGAGGCCAAAGACACGAUGUCUGUCGGAGCUGAUAGCUGACACUGUAGAAUGAGAGAGGAUGGAACAGAAAGAAAAUCCUUCCCCUGAGAGCAACAACCCUAAUGGGUUUGUCAACCGAGUGUUUAAUGUUUCUCUGGACGUGGCGAAUGAGAGCAGCAGUGUUUAUAUUCAGGACCCUGGGCCUGGGCCUGCAGAGGGGCAGGGAGGGACCGAGGCUGCCUCUUCUCAGUCCGCUGUCAUGGACAGACAGGAGGUCAACCGGAGGCCCCGGGCAUCAGGGGGCAUCUGGAAGAUCUUGAACCGAAAAAGAGCUUCAUCAGAGCUGGAGAGGCGUCCCCACUCCAUGAUCCUGCCUGGGGAAGCUUCCAUCCCUAAACUCUCAUUUGCUGACAAAGUCCGCACCUUCAAGAAACUUAAAUCCCCGUCUGUGUUUAAAGGCAGGACAGGAAAGUUGUCCACAGUAAAGUUCAGCAACUCGCUGGUGGAUGAGGACUCUUUCUGUCGUGACAUUGGAACUCCACAGCAGCCCAGCAGGGGCACACUUCGACACCGUGGCAAGAGACAUUCGUAUGCUGGCUAUACAGCAGAGUUUGACUGCUCCUUCGAAGAUAUUGACCUCUCAGCGCCUAUUGAUGGCAAUCAGCAAACUGUACCAGGAGAAGUUGUGGUUCAGAAUGGUUGUAAACCAUCUGAAAGAGUUUCCUAUACUAAAAGAAGCCACAAUAAUUCAACCAACUGUAACAAAACCGCAGGAGGCUGUGAAGAGCCCAGCAUUAAAGGUAGCCCGCAUACGCAGCAGGGGAGAGGAAGACGGCAGAAAGAUGUUUGGAGUUACCUGAGGAGGAUUUCUCUUUUGGGGAAAGCCAAUCCUGUUUACUCAGAGAGGAGCUUUGACUCUGAGCUCCCCUCUCUGGACAAAACCAUCGACUCAGACUAUGGAUCUGUAGACUUCGAGAGUGUCAGAGACUUUCAACCUCCGCCCCCAAAACACACUGAUGCCAAGGGGCACUUUGGUGGUCUGUUCAAGUUUUUCAACAAUGUAGCAGAGACAGCCAGAAAAUGGCGGACAACAUCCCGUUCUUUCUCUCCUCCAGAGGAAGAGAUGACUCCAGUGAACUCCCCACGGGCUCCACAGCGCACAGUGGACAACAUUCACAGUCUGUCCCUGACACUUCACAAUGAAGGACUUCAAGUAACCCAGCCUAGCCCAUCAUCACCGGUGAACACUAACUCCUCACACUCCAAUAGCUUAGACAGUGAUGCUACAGUGCCUGCGACAGGUGGGCGAUCCCCUAAAGUGGUCCUGAGAGGCUUUAGGACCUGCCCCAAAUCUCAAGCUGUCAAUGGCAUCCAGGGCUCUGAUGGUAUAGGCAAACAUAUAGACAAAGAGACAAACCACACGUCCACAGCCAUAGUAGAGAAUCAUAUCCACCAGUCAGGGUCAAACACAGAACCUCAAAAAGAAGCUGAGGUUGAAGGGGAUCCAUUACACUGUCUCUGUCAAGAGGAAAAGGUAGAGGGACAGACAGGAAAUGAGCAGGAUUCCAAGGAUGCUCCACCUGACUCCCACCACAUACAGGAAGUGAAUGCCCAAUCACAACAAGGUGAUAAAGAGAGCACAACCAAUAGCGUACUAGCAUCAGAUUCCACCGAGGAAAUAUUUAAGCUGUGUGAGCAGAUUGCCAGCCAGACCGGCUGCAGUGUAAGACAGCAAGGCUCAGCCUUGCCCCACUCGAGCACAGAGAGGACGUCUGUACAUCACAGGCCCCUGCGCCCUCGCCCUCGCCCGGCUUCACUUGUCCUGGACCAGUGGAGACCCAACCCAGACCGAGAUCUCUACAACCACUACAGUGAGGUUGGCUCACUGUGUCGGCGGAGACGCAGGCCUGCUUCCACCAUGCAACAUUCUCUCGGGCACAGAUGGAUGGCUGCUUGCUCCAGGCCGUGCUCUGUCAUAGAGACCAGUGUUACUAGGGAGACGCAAUCCGUGGAGAUGGACCACAGAGCCUUGUCCCGUCCCCCGGGUGUGUCACCAUUAGAGCCCCCACUUAGGGCAUCUCUCCAGCGAUGCAGCUCUCUGCCGCUUUCCCCCAGUACUCUCACCGCCUUGGCACUGCUCCUGCCUCAGUCAGUAGACAUGGGUCAGUCAGCAUCGUCGGUGCGACUGCGAUCUGGAGGCGCAGGUAGCUGCAGGAGGAGGAGGCUGCUGAGACCUGGUUCGGAACCACUGCAGGUCAACAUUUUGAUAAGUGGAGGUUCAAUCGUCAAUGCUGAGGCGGUAUGGGACCAUGUGACCAUGGCGGACCGGGAGUUGGCAUUUAAGGCCGGUGAUGUCAUCAAGGUGCUGGAUGCCUCCAACAAGGACUGGUGGUGGGGCCAGAUUGACGAGGAGGAAGGAUGGUUCCCUGCCAGCUUUGUACGGGUGGAACCCCACCCUCCUCAGCCCCAAACAAAACAGGUUUUCUAUAUCAACCCCAUAGCAACUCCACGGUUCCAAAACACCACGUCAAAGCUGUGGGUGAACCAAGAGGAUGGGGGAGCAGAACCAGCUGAGGGGACAAGUGAGGUGCAGAAUGGUCACCUGGACCCAACCAAUGACUGCCUGUGUCUCGGCUCGCCCCUCCAGAACCGAGACCAGAUGAGAGCUAACGUCAUCAAUGAGAUCAUGAGCACAGAGAGGCACUAUAUCAAACACCUCAAGGACAUCUGUGAGGGCUAUCUGCGCCAGUGCAGGAAGCGCGUGGACAUGUUCAAUGACGACCAGCUCAAGGUCAUCUUUGGGAACAUCGAGGACAUUUACCGCUUCCAGAUGGGUUUUGUUAGAGACUUGGAGAAACAGUACAACACAGAGGAACCGCACCUCUCUGAGAUCGGACCAUGCUUUCUAGAACAUCAAGAUGGUUUUUGGAUCUACUCAGAAUACUGUAACAACCAUUUGGACGCCUGUAUGGAGCUGAGUAAACUGAUGAGGGAUGGCAGGUACCAGCACUUUUUCGAGGCCUGUCGCCUCCUCCAGCAGAUGAUUGACAUUGCCAUUGAUGGUUUCUUGCUCACACCGGUCCAGAAAAUCUGCAAAUAUCCGCUCCAGUUGGCUGAGCUUCUCAAAUAUACUGCCCAGGAGCACAGUGACUAUCGAUAUGUGGCAGCUGCCCUGGCAGUAAUGCGGAACGUCACCCAGCAGAUCAAUGAAAGGAAGAGGAGGCUGGAGAACAUUGACAAGAUUGCCCAGUGGCAAGCUUCUGUUUUGGACUGGGAGGGAGAUGAUAUCUUGGACAGGAGCUCGGAGCUCAUCUACACCGGGGAGUUGUCAUGGAUCUAUCAGCCGUAUGGACGCAGCCAGCAGCGAGUCUUCUUCCUCUUUGAUCACCAGCUGGUCCUCUGCAAGAAGGACCUGAUACGCCGGGACAUCCUGUACUAUAAGGGCCGCAUUGACAUGGACCGCUACGAGGUGCGGGACGCGAUAGACGGGCGCGACGACGACUUCAACGUCAGUGUGAAGAACGCUUUCAAAUUGUGCAACAAAGACAGCGAGGAGAUCCACAUCUUCCUGGCUAAGAAGCCUGAGGAGAAGAUUCGCUGGCUCAGAGCCUUCCACGAGGAGAGGAAGAUGGUGCAGGAGGAUGAGAAAAUUGGUUUUGAGAUCUCUGAGUACCAGAAGCGGCAGGCGGCCAUGACAGUGAGAAAGGUGACCAAACAGAAAGGUGUAAACAGGUGCACACCCCCCUCAUACCCGCCCCCCCAGGACCCCCUCAGUGCGGGGCAGUAUGAGGUAUCGGAGGACAUGGCACAAGGAGAAGUUUUUGAAUUCAGUCAAUCCAAAAGAGGCCAGGCUCCUUUCUGGCAGAAUUUUAGUAGAUUAGCUCCAUUUAAGAAAUAGAGAUACACAGACUCUUCCGAAGGACCAGCUAUUUUUCUUAGAAGCACUAAACACUGGAUGAUCAUGUCCCAUGAUGAAGAAAAUUAUGAAAAACACACAUACAUUAAAGACUCUGAAGCAAAGGACCAAUGUUAGAACCAAGUGUGAUAUGGAGGAGCAAGAGGACUGAAGACUUGGAUUUAAAAAUAAAAAUUGAAGAAAAAAAUGAACUCACUUCAUAUAUGUUAGUAACCCUCUUAGUUAUCAUGCUUUUUCCAGCUGAGUCGACCUGUCAUGAACUCCUUCCCACAGAUUCUGCAUUAUCCACCCCAUCUGAAUGUCCUGGAGUUAUUGAGAUUAUUAUUCUGUAUGAUUUCAUUUUUAAUCCAUCAUCUGGAUAGAAACACAAGGCUGAGGCGAGUCAUUCCCUCAUGAUAUGCUUGUUGUCCGUAAACUGAGAUCUUGCUGUGCUGCUAUGUGAGAUUACUUGUUGCAUUCCUGUGAAUGUGAGAUUGAAUGACGAUGGACCCUGGGACUUGUGAGGCUCCACUGUCGGCGCCACAUCUAUGUUAGAUCCACAGACCGGUGAGACCAUCUCUGAUGUCAUGCGUCUGGAUCCCCUCCUCUCUCUCUCAACUCUCCGUACUCCUUUCUCUGGCUGUCUGCAUAUUCAAUAGUCACCCUCUGACGCUCACAAGCAUCACACACCCUCUCUACAUCCCUCUCUUGUCCUCCAUAUCUCUCCACCCACCUGCUUAGCCUCUGUGAGUCAGAGGAUCUCAGAGGAAGAGCUUCACACUCUUGGAAGCUUGCCAUUGGCUGCGAUAAGAUGGGUCAAGGAACAAAUCAAUAGCUAGAACAUCAAUAGAAUAUUUACAUCCUUUCACCAACCACUUUUGACAGGGUAUUCAUAUCCGAUCACGCCAAGGGGGCUGUGGGUUACGUUUGACAGCGAGCUCGCCGCUCAGAUGAAACAGCUGGGAGCAGGAGAUAGGCAGGCUACGGUUCACCUGCCUCGUGUCAGAUCCCCUUCCCCGACCCCCCCAGAGACCACCCCUGUAGCACUGUGCUGGCAGCUCACUGGGUGUUUGGUAAGAGCACGGCCUACCUCUGGAAAAAUCCACUGAGAGCUAGACAUGGAGUUGAUGCAUUGGCCAAGGUCUAAAUGAAUCUCUCCCCCCCCCCCCGUCAGCUGUGAAAAGAAAAUAAAGACUCCUUGAGUUGACUUGAUUAUUUUGUAUCGCUCACACUGUAAACUAAAAUAAAAAAAAGCACAGCACAUAUUCGGUGUUCAGCUAUGCCACAGUGUGACAACAUAGGAAAGCACCCUACCCAGCACAAAGGGGAAAUGGUCCACAAAAUGGCAGAAAUUCUAAAUGAACAAGACAAAGGUAUGAGUAGGUUGUGAGUCAGUGCCAAUAACACAGCGAGGCAGAAAGAUGAAUUGAAUCUGUAGCAUGCAGGUGUCCUCUUGACAGAUCCAUGCGUCUCUGAAGACUGCGGCUUCAAAACUUGGCACUCUUCCCCGCCACGUUGUUUUCCAGAUCUGAUCCAUGUCCUGGCUGCUGCAGCCCUGGCACUGUUAAGUGAUUUACAAAAGGACUGUGGCCGGAUCAGAUUGAUUUGUUUAAUCAACAAAAGUCCCUGCUGAGAGCGAGAGAUAGUUGCUGCACUCCAAAGUCCUUCAACUGGUGAGAAACUACCAAUUUAAACACGACGUUUGACGCGAAGGUGUUGCUCUUUUUUUCUACAGCUGGAAUGUAAGUGAUACAGGAUUUGUGAUCAUAUUUUAACCUCAGAUACAGAAGUACACUUUGUGUUGAAGUAUAUCACCUGAUGGACAGUACUUAUACAGUAUGACAACUUGUGCAAUGUGAUAUAUCAUUAUAUAUCUUCACUACUCACUACAACGUGAUAUAAAAAGAGUUAUAUAUCGUUCUAUGUCAUUUGUUUGCCUUCUUACAGGCCUUAUAACCUAUUGGAAAAAAAAGACCUUAGAUUUGCUUUGUAUGUUGUGUAACUUAUGUUUUGUUUCAGUAAAGAAAGUUGAGAAAUGGGUGAGUUGGCUGCUGGUGUCUGUAGAGAUGGCUCCCAGUGAGAUUGUUUUGGAAGAUAAUUCCCACAUCUGGCACAGCAAAAAGAUAUGGUUCCCAGGCCAUGAUAACCUCAGGUCCCGUGCUACGCCCACCAACCCCCCCCCCCCCAUUACCCACUCCCCUGCCUCCCAGCUCCACGCCGCCACCACUACCACCACCAACAUCCAGGCACACACACACACACACACACACACAUACAUACUCAUGCACGUACUCGCUGGCCCGUUCUGCUGCGGAGAAGAGAGAUGCUAUCUAACAGUGCCUUCCAGCAUUCCACUAGUGAUUAUCUAUUCAGUUUCACAGGCAGAUUUGAAUUAGUCAUGUAUUUUCCCUUCACAACGUGGGACUUGCAUCUCUCACUCUCACUUUUCUCUCUCUCUCUCUCUCUCUCCCUCCCUCAUACAAACUGGGAAUCCCUCAUUCCUCAGUACACGAGAUCCACUCGGACACAAACGUAGAGGUCAGGCCUUUUCAUAUGAGUAGAUACUGUGCCGUCUGACCGAAAACACUUUAAAACAACACCUUAUUAUAUCACGUCACACUUACAUAGCGGUCAUUUUAUUGCACAAAAAAGUAAGUUAACUCUUAUUUCAGAUGUUUAGAAACUAUGUAGAAUUCCUUUUAUCUAUUUAACUUUAACUUUAAAAGAUGGUUUCAUUUCAAUAUAUAGUGGGAAACAGAUUAUAAUUAUUAAUAGUGAGUUAUGAAUUAGAAGAAGAAUCAUCUAUUUCACCUUUAUCAACUAAGCACUGUAAAUACUGUAAAAAGAACAGAUCAUAUAUUUGGAUAUUGGUAUUUUGCGUUGGAGACGAAUGUUGUUCCAGUUCUAGCGUGCGGUAGACCUCAGUACCAGGUAAAUGCAUGCUUGUGGCAUCCAAUAUUUUGCAUGAGACUUCAGACAACUCUUAACGGAUUGUUUAGUUUCAUUUUUCAUUUUAAGCCCACGCCACUCUCACUAAAGGAGUUCUUUUGUGUCCCGCUCACUGCUCACCACACGUCGUAGCUUCUGGUUUUAUUUAUUGUCGAGUCGAGUCGAGGAGGAACACGUGUCCUCGUACUGUUGUGAGUGAUGGAAUGAAAGGCACUGAUGCUCUCUUUGCCCAGAUGUAAUGGGUACUCUUAACUGUAACCUUGUUUUAAAUCUCUUAUUAUUGUUUUUUGGGUUUUUUUUAUUUCCUUUUCAUUCACAUUAACGUACACUGUCAUCGUCCAAACUGCUGCUGUUGAUGUGUUUUUGUUUUUAAUGCCAUUAACUGCUGAGGCAAAAAAAACGGGUAUAAUUUUUCUAUGACAACAGAGAACCAAAUAGGAGUUAGUAGCAAUCAUGGGUGUUUGUGUACAGAUUUGUAGUCAAGUAGAAGAACCGAAUAAAUGCAACUUCUUGGGAUUGGGACAAACUAAAAAUCAAUAUAAUCCUGACGACACACACACACACACACACACACAUACAUAGUGCUGCAUUGCAGUUCAUGUCAUGCUUUUGUUUCAAAUGACAAAUUCUCCUUUGGAGUUCAAUGACUUGACCGGGCAAAUUAAUUCCUUGCUUGUAUUUUUUGAAUGCAGUAUUAAAUAGUACUAUUUUGGCCACAUGGUUAAAAGGAUGUAUAUAUUGGUUUUAUUUUUCAUAUAUAUAUAUAUAGAUAUAGGUAUAGAUAUAUAAUUAUAAGUCCGACCUUGUACUGCCAAUGUGCAGUUGAUUUUUUUUCUCUUUUCAGUCAAAAAAACCAAGACAGGAACAGAAGUUUGCUCAGAUUUCUGUACUUUCUUUAAUCCGGGGUGUGCACAAGCCAGUAAACGCGUUCACUCACAUUUAGCAUAGCCACAUCUCCAGUAGGAACUCCUCGCAGUUGGAUAUGCAGUCCAGAGUUUGGGUUUCAGAUUAGUCAGGGUGCAACGAAAAGUCAUCAAUGAGCCACAUGUAUUAGUGUGGUAUUGAGUGACAACAAGGUAAAUAGAAGACUGAUGUCCCACUUUUGAAAUGGAAGUCAUUGUAUAAUAGCAUCUAGUUCUGGAUUUUUGCCUAUCACAGAAAAACGUACUCACAGUGUCAUUAAUUCCUUUGUCACCAUAUACAAACAUUUGUCAUUUCCUUUCUUGCUGGCAUUUUGAUUUGAUUAUUUGUUGUAGAAAUGAAAAACCUUAAAAAUAAUGCCUAUUCAAUCCAGAAACUGUGAAUGGGAGAGUGGAGAUGUCAGCUGUAUGUACAUUAUAUGUUUUGAUGUAAUCAGAAGCACUGGGAAUAUGUUGUACUUCGCUGUAAAAAUAAAUCCAUAUCUGAUAUAGCUGUACUUUUGUUGAAAAUAAAUUCUCUGCAGAACUGCG